AGUUUGAGUUGCAUUUUGCAGGGCAGGGCAAGGCAAUGUGUUCUUUUGGUUGAAGCAGAAAGUGAAAUUGGAAUCUUCUUUAAUUGGAAGAUGGAGGAGUCGGUAGAAUCAAUAGCGGUUCCGGAUCACGACGAAGACGAUCCUUCAUCAACGAUUUUGGAUCUCAGCAGUUACCAGCUCCACGACCUUGACUCGGUCGAGUUGCCUCCCACUCUCACCGAGUUGGACCUCACCGCGAAUCGCUUGUCCACGCUGGACCCGCGCAUAGCCAACCUCUCCCAUCUUAAGAAGCUCUCACUGCGCCAGAACCUCGUCACCGACAACGCCGUUCUCCCUCUCUCUUCCUGGAGCGCCCUCGCGUCGCUCGAGGAGCUUGUGCUGCGGGAUAAUCAAUUGAGGAACAUUCCUGACGUCAGCAUAUUCCAGAAGCUUCUGGUAUUCGAUGUUUCGUUCAACGAGAUUAGUUCGCUACACGGCUGUGCCAAGGUCUCCGAUACGCUCAAGGAACUCUACGUGUCCAUGAAUCAAGUUUUGAAGAUCGAGGAGAUCGACCACUUCCAUCAGCUGCAGAUUCUUGAACUCGGCUCCAAUAAAUUGCGGGUAAUGGAGAAUUUGCAGAGCCUUACGAAUUUGCAGCAGCUGUGGCUCGGUCGGAAUCGAAUUAAAGUUGUAAAUCUGUGUGGUCUCAAUUGCAUUAAGAAAAUUAGUUUGCAAAGCAAUCGUCUCACUUCAAUGACGGGUUUUGAGGGCUGCAUAGCUCUAGAAGAACUAUACUUGAGCCAUAAUGGUAUUUCAAAAAUGGAAGGGUUGUCGACAUUAGUCAAUCUCCGGGUUUUAGAUGUAUCGUCAAAUAAGUUAACUUCAGUGGAUGACAUUACGAACCUGACGCAAUUGGAAGAUUUGUGGCUUAACGACAACCAAAUAGCAUCACUUGAAGGAAUUGCUGAGGCUGUUGUUGGUUGUAGAGAGAAGCUUACAACCAUCUACCUGGAGCAUAACCCAUGUGCUAAAUCACCCAACUAUACUGCAUUCCUCAGGGAAACAUUCCCCAACAUCGAACAAAUUGAUUCAUAUGUAUUUUCUUAGAAGUUUCUUGGCUUCAGCCUCUUUGAAAUCAGUAACUUUGAAGCUUUGUCCUUGCAGAUCCAUUUGUAAGUUCUGUAUAGUUUGUAUGCUGUCAUUCUUAAUAGUUGCGUUAUAGGUUGCACUUUGAUCAUUUCUGUAAUGUAUGCAGGUUCCGCUUUGAAAGAUUGAUGAUUUAGCUCUAUCCACCUAAUGAAGAGAACAUGCUUACCAACCAUUGGAUAAUAUUGUGGCCUGAACAUUUGUUACCUGUCGGAUGAAUAUGCUUGUUAUAUGUUACUUGUUUUGCAGACCACAUUUUUUUUUAUUUAUAUUUAUUUUACGACCAAUUUUUGAGAAGCAUUGUAACGCAUUAUUGGUGUUGUUUAUUAUAUUUCCUGCCACAGCUUGUGGUAUGCAGAGGUGUAGAUUAAUGAUCGUCCAGAGAUUCAUUGAAAUUUGUUUUACUAAUUUCUUCUCCAUAACAAGUUAAUAUUAAUGGUCAUUCUUCAAAA
Vigna angularis (adzuki bean) is the source of this 1577-nucleotide messenger RNA. Its product is annotated as protein phosphatase 1 regulatory inhibitor subunit PPP1R7 homolog. The coding region runs from base 91 to 1086 and encodes 331 amino acids. Gene Ontology annotation, molecular function: protein binding. The transcript has 6 exons. Gene Ontology annotation, cellular component: cytoplasm. The record is from RefSeq and is a predicted model, not a curated record. Lineage: Eukaryota; Viridiplantae; Streptophyta; Magnoliopsida; Fabales; Fabaceae.